UGAAGCACCUGGACAGCAGGGCUUGUGAGCAUUUUGGGAUCCCAAGCUCUUCUCACAGAGGGAGGGACAGAACAGGCAGCAGACACCAUGGAGCCCCCCUCAGCCCCUCCUCACAGAGGGCACAUCCCCUGGCAGGGGCUUCUGCUGGCAGUCUCACUCAUAAGCUUCUGGAACCCGCCCACCACUGCCCAACUCACUAUUGAAUCGGUGCCGACCGAUGCUGCUGAAGGGAAGGAAGUUCUUCUAGUUGUAUACAAUCUGCCUGGGAAUCUCCUAGGCUAUGGCUGGUUCAAAGGGGAAAUAGAUUCCAAUCAACAAAUUGCAUCAUAUGUGAUAGACACACAAGAAAUGACACCAGGGCCUGUAAACAAUGGUCAAGAGAUAAUAUUCCCCAAUGGAUCACUGCUGUUCCAGAAUGCCACCCAGGAGGACACAGGAUACUACACCCUACAAGUCAUAAAGAUAAAUUUUCAAAGUGAACUAGGAACUGGACAGCUCCACGUAUACCCGGAGUUAACCAAACCCAACAUCACAUGCAACAGCUCCAACCCCGUGGAGCACAGGGACCCUAUAGUGUUCACAUGUGAACCUGAGACUCAGAACACCACCUACCUGUGGUUGAUCAACAAUCAGAGCCUCCCGGACAGCGCCUGGCUGAAGCUGUCCCCAGACAACAGGACUCUCACUUUACUCCAUGUCACAAGGAAUGACACAGGACCCUAUGAGUGUGAAACCUGGAACCCAGUGAGUGCUCGUCGCAGUGACCCAUUCUACCUCAAUGUUCUCUAUGGCCCGGAUGCCCCCACCAUUUCCCCCUCAGACUCCUAUUACCAUCCAGGGGCAAACCUCAGCCUCUCCUGCCAUGCGGCCUCUAACCCACCUGCACGGUAUUCUUGGCUUAUCAAUGGGAGGCCCCAGCAAUCCACACAGGAGCUCUUUAUCCCCAACAUCAGUGCGAACGAUAGUGGAUCCUACACCUGCCUCGUCCAUAACUCUGUCACCGGCCUCAAUAGGACCACAGUCAAGACUAUCACAGUCUCUGAUCGAUGAAGUGGCAUUUUCUUCCCUGAACUUCAAUGCCCAGGAAUCAAAGAAACCAACUUUAGCCUCCCCACCCUCAUCAGCUACAGAAACAGUUUAUUCAGAAGUAAAAAAGAAGUAACGCAACCUGCCCUGUUUGCUGCCCUGAUGACAUUCCAAUCUUCUCAUCCCCAUCACUGGAAGGAUAGCUUUACCCUCAAGGAAAAGAAGCUUCUUCCUCCACCCCACAACUUCCAAAUGAGGCACCUCCAAGCUGCCCAGUCACAGCCCCUCCCUUCAGUGUCAAUACAUGAAAAGCAUUGUCUACCCAUAGGACCAGGGCCUAAGAACCUUGCUGCUUAGCUGGAAUACCACAUAAGCCCAUGGCUUGCCUGUCUUCAGAGAACUCACUAGAAGCAACUAGAAAAAUUAUUUUUCCAGUUUCACAGGUGAGUCCUAAUGGAAAAUGAAAAAAAAAAUGCAUGCAACUUUCAAUCACUUUAAGGGCUUUAUUCAAGUAAAUGCCCACAGAAGGGGAGGUUACGGCUUUAGGGAGGAGUCAGCUGGUAACAGAGACAACUUGCUGGGAAUCUGGGAAAGGAAUCAGAGAGCUACCCUUCAGAUAUUAUUUAAAUAAGUGUUAAAAAUGCACAAUUUACAGAAUUGGGUUUUUUCUCUAUAGUCUGAGACAUUCUGCCAUUUAAUUUUUGUAACUGCUUAUUUAUGUGAGAGGGGUUAUUUUUACUUAGCUUAGCUGUGUAAGUCAAUCUGACUGCCUUAGAUGAAAGAAGCCACCAAAACUCCUCAAGUCCCCUUGGCCAGGAGCUCCUCAAGGCUUUUAUGUCAGGGGCUCCAAACAGAAAAGAAGAAGAAGCCAUUUUCCUCAUUCAUGGCUAGAAAUGGAUCUAACUCAGUUUCCAGGCAUCUCAGGCCAAUCACCAGCCUCCAUUCUACCCCAUGUAUCUGCCUGUGUAUGUUCUGUCAGCCCUACUCACUUUCUCAGGAAACUUUGGCCCCUGCUAAGGUGCACUUGGUCCUGUGAAGUGGGAGUGCUUGAAGGGAACACUGUCACUCAUGCCAUUGGCAUCAUUUACAACCUAGAAAGCUGCACUGGUGUUGAUGCCCCUUAGGACACAAGGGGAAUAUUAUCACUGGGCCCUAGGCUUCUUGAAGACCCUGUGAAAUUCGUUUUCCCCCAUGGGGUCUAUGAGUCCCAAUGUGUCUUAGGAUAAAAGGAAGGGCAGGACAAGGAGAGGCAAAUGCACUUCCCACCCAGCCUUCUUCUGCACAGAUAGAACCUCUUUGGGGCUGUUGAGAGAAAGGUUUUACUCAAUAUUUAUUACUUGAUCUCAUGCUGUGUCUAAGAGACCCCCUCAAAGAGGGUUAUUUGGGAGUUCUCUGUGCUCAGUACCUCUUUCAGGGUUUUCUAACCCUGACACACACUGUAUGGACUUCCUCUCAUCCACACUAUUCUGUGUUGUUUAAUUUUGCCUGGCUAAGGCUAUUUUGGAAUUAUUUG
Messenger RNA from Equus quagga, 2539 nucleotides. RefSeq names its product carcinoembryonic antigen-related cell adhesion molecule 1-like. Gene Ontology annotation, molecular function: protein tyrosine kinase binding. Gene Ontology annotation, biological process: signal transduction; regulation of immune system process. The record is from RefSeq and is a predicted model, not a curated record. NCBI's taxonomy places the organism in Eukaryota, Metazoa, Chordata, Mammalia, Perissodactyla, Equidae. The transcript has 6 exons. Gene Ontology annotation, cellular component: plasma membrane; cell surface. Bases 88 to 1050 code for a protein of 320 amino acids.